AGUCCCGCAGAGGCCGCCGGAAGCGGUCCGUUCCAAUAAAGCGAUUCCCCGGCACCACUUCCGGAGCAGAGGUAACCACGCGAUGGCGGCGGCUUUGGCUCGCAUCGGACUGCGUCCGGUCAAGCUGGUUCGAGUUCAGUUCUGCCCGUUUGAGAACAACGUGGAGUCCACAAGGACCUUUCUCCAGGCGGUGAGCAGCGAGAAAGUCCGUGCCACAAACCUCAACUGUUCGGUGAUCGCCGACGUGAGGCACGACGGCUCCGAGCCCUGCGUGGACGUGUUGUUCGGAGAUGGGUAUCGGCUGAUUAUGCGCGGCGCAAACCUCACCGCUCAGGAAAUGUUUACUGCCUUGGCCUCCCACAUCCAGGCCAGAAACGCGGCGGCAGCGUCCGCAGCACCCAGCGCAGACAAGGCCGGCUCGGGGACUGGCACUCGGCGCUGACGUUGCCGAAGACUGCUGUCUAAGAAGAGCCGGGCGCAACCACUCAAAAGGUUACGUGGAGGUCACGAAACAGACUGACGUGCAAGGAAACCCUGACACUUGCCAGUGCUUUCGGGGCAGGAUAAGUAAGAAAGACUAGGUGAUAGGGGAUGGAGGGUCUGCACAAAUUUGGAUUUUCUUUCUCCUCUUCCCCCAUUGCUUAACCAUGUUUUGAAUUUGGCUUCAUCUCCCACCCAGGUAUCUUUUAAUUAAAUAUUUAUUGCCAGAUAAA
Molecule: messenger RNA, 713 nt
Organism: Phodopus roborovskii (desert hamster)
Lineage: Eukaryota; Metazoa; Chordata; Mammalia; Rodentia; Cricetidae
Gene: Mrpl53
Product: mitochondrial ribosomal protein L53
Exons: 3
Coding region: 83-442 (119 amino acids)
Cellular component (GO): mitochondrial large ribosomal subunit
Source: RefSeq, a predicted model, not a curated record